CUAGAGUCUGCUUUGGAAGAAAUUCAACUUCACCUUUAAGAGACCAAAGAUUUGCUAAUGAGAGAGCACAAGAAAGCAAAGGAGGCGGCUAGGAUAGAAGAAGCCCAAACUGAAGAACUUGUGAAGCUACAGUCUACUUUAGAAGAAAUCCGAUUUCAGAUUAAAGAGGCGAAUGAAAUGCUCAUGAGGGAACGAGAGAAAGCAAAGGAAAAUGUUGAAUUAGUGGAAGCCAAAACUGAAGAGCAUGUAAAGCUACAGUCAGAUUUGGAAGAAUUGCGACUUCAAUUUCAAGAGACUAAAGAGUUGCUCAUGAGAGAACAACGGAAAGCAAAAGAGACUGCUGAAAUAGGAGAAGCCAAAACUGAAGAGCAUGUAAAGCUACAGACUGAUUUGGAAGAAAUGCGACUUCAACUUCAAGAGACUAAAGAGUUGCUCAUGAGGGAACACCGGAAAGCAAAAGAGACUGCUGAAAUAGGAGAAGCCAAAACAGAAGAGAAUGUAAAGCUACUGUCUGCUUUGGAAGAAAUGCGGCUUCAGCUGCAAGAGACUAAAGAUUUGCUUGUGAGGGAACAAGAUCGCACAAAGGAGACAACUGAGAUAGAGGAAUCCAAAACUGAAGAACAAUUAAAGCUACAGCUUACUUUGGAAGAAACCCGACUUCAGUUUCAAGAGACUAAAGAAUUGCUCAUGAGGGAACAAGAGAAAGCAAAGGAGAUUGAAGACAUGGAGCAGGCCAAAACUGAAGAAAAUGUGAGACUGCGGGCUGCAUUGGAAGAAAUGCGACUUCAGUUUCAAGAGACUAAAGAAUUACUCAUGAAAAAAUGUGAGAAAGGAAAAGAUAGCACUGCAGGGGCAUUUGUUGUACAAGAGGCUCAGGUCAUUGAUCUUGAAAUGGUCAAUAAGCUCGUCACUGAAAAUGAGAUACUUAAGGUGCCUGCUGCACAAGACAUCAAGUUCAUUGAUCAUGAAAUUGUCAAUAAGCUUACGGCUGAAAAUAUGCAACUUAAGGCCUCAGUUAGCUCAUUGGAGAAGAAAAUUGAAGAAACAGAGAAGAAAUACGAGGAAACAACCAAACUUAGUGAGGAGCGGUUGAAGCAAGCCAUGGAUGCAGAGUCCAAAAUGAUCGAGUUAAAGACGGACAUGCAAAGGAUCAAGGAGAAAUUGUCUGAUAUAGAAACUAAGGACCAUAUUCAUCGAAAACAAACAUUAUUGAAUUCACAAUCUAAAAGAAUGUUAGGACAUUUUACUCUAGGCAAUCAGCCUUCAGAGAACGGCCAUCAAUUUAUGAAAGACCCACAAGCAGCAAAAGCGUUAAAACCAUUUGGCACAUUAUCAUUGAGAAGAUCCCAAAUUGAUAGACAACGAGAGAGUGUGGAUAUUCUUUUCAAAUGUAUUAAAGAAGAUCUCGGUUUCAGCGAAGGAAAACCAGUUGCGGCAUUUACGAGUGUUUCCAGUGUAGUUGUUGGAACACAUGUUUGGGUUGAGGAUCCUGAGGUAGCUUGGAUAGAUGGAGAGGUUGUUGAAAUCAAUGGUGGAGAUAUUACAGUCAACUGUACAUCAGCGGCAAUUGGGAUGGGCAGUGGUGGAAAGCUACAGAUAGAGAUUAAGUACAAGAGUUUUGAUAAAGUUGAAGAGAGAAAGUGGUGGCACAUUCCAAUAAUUACAGAACUUCUUGAGAAGAAUGCCAGGAUUGAAGGGAAAAGGAUGAAAUAUUUGUGGGUCAUUUUGGUGAGUUUAAUGGGGUGUGUUUUUGAUGAGAAAGGGUGGGGGCUAAAUCCUGAAAGGAUAGGAGGUGACUUCAAGCACGAAGUUCAGGUCCACAGCGGUUUUUUAAGUGCAUAUGAUUCGAAGAAAGGAAUAUCACUCAAAGCAACCAAGGAGACCGUAGAAGAAGUUUCAAGCGAUGAUGACAACGAAUUUGGACUCAUCAUCAAGAAGUUCCACAAGUUCAUGAAGAAGGAAUUUGAGCAGAAGGGAAGGAAGCACGACGGACCUCCCAAGUGCUACGGCUGUGGCGAGAUUGGCCACAUCAAGCCAAGGUUUCCAAAAGCCAAACACGGCAAUGACAAGCCCGGCUUCAAGAAGCAAAGGGCUUACAUCUCUUGGGGUGGUGACUCCGGCGACGAGUCAACUGACCAAGAAGGGGAGGAAGCCGCCAACCUCUGCCUCAUGGUGCACGAAGAUCAAACCGAUGACAUUCAAGAGACGUCAACCCAAUCGUCGGUGAAUUUCUCUCUUUUCACCGUCAACCGCUGCACCGCCUCCCAAAUCGCCGGCGAACUUCAACCCCUUACCACCUCAAAUCUAGCUUCGUUCGUCGCACACGCCAACCGUCCCCACUGCCGUCCCCAGUUCUCGUUUGCCGGUCAUCCACCACACGCCCUUCGACAAGAAGAUACAUUAACAAGGGAGGACCGAACUACAGUCCCUGCCGAGGAAAAGCGACACGCAAAAGGUUUGAAAACGAUGACGAGGAAGAACUAAUCUUAAGCUCUGAUGACUCAGAAGAAGAACUAAAACACUCAACGGAGAGCGAGUGCUCUGAAUGAUGAAUGAGUAACAAUGAGAACCCCCCUCUUCCCACGCCAACUGAUACAGAGGUCCUGGAAUGCUUGAGGAGGAGCGUCCUUGGUAGGUGGAGGUCCUCUUCUCGUGAGGUAUCAAGCCACACAAAUCCGUCUAUAGGCACUCCCUCGAUUGACUCGCAGCGGUCCCCCUCCACCCCACGUACUAUUGGAUCUGGGCCUUGUACUUCAGGUA
This is a messenger RNA of Cuscuta campestris, 2760 nucleotides long. The record is from the annotation of a GenBank genome assembly. NCBI's taxonomy places the organism in Eukaryota, Viridiplantae, Streptophyta, Magnoliopsida, Solanales, Convolvulaceae.